CUAUUUUUUAUAUCAUAUUUUAAAGAGAGUAAAAAAACCUCUCUCAUUUUCUCUGUUUCGCACACUCCCACUUUCUUCUCAUUGUCUAAUUCAGCUAAUUUUUUACAACGCCAUUAGAGCUGCCUUUGUUCCUUCUGUGUUCUUCUUCACCCCAAAAGUGUAGAAAAAAAAAUGUUUCUCAAAGUACAGUUGCCCUGGAAUGUGAUAAUCCCUGCUGAAAAUCUGGAUGCAAAAGGAUUGAUGCUCCAGCGGGCAAUUACUGUACGCCUGAUGGAGAACUUUGCUACUAGAAAGGCCACUAAGGAUCUUGGAUAUUUUCUUGCUGUCACUACUCUGGAGAGCAUAGGAGAGGGUAGAGUUAGACAGCACACUGGAGAUGUACUGUUUCCGGUUGUUUUUAGCUGCAUCACCUUCAAGCUUUUCCGAGGAGAUGUUCUAGAAGGCGUUGUCCACAAGGUGCUGAAGCAUGGGGUCUUCUUGAGAUGUGGACCUGUGGAAAAUAUUUAUCUCUCUUGUCUGAAAAUGCCAGAUUACAAGUAUGUGACUGGGGAGAAUCCUGUCUUCUUGAAUGACAAGCUGUCAAAGAUUGAAAAAGAUGUUGCGAUCCGUUUCAUUGUGAUUGGAACGAAGUGGCUGGAGGUAGAAAGGGAGUUUCAAGCAUUGGUCAGUUUGGAGGGUGAUUAUCUAGGGCCAAUUUCUUAGUGUUGGUGAUACUCCCUUUGCAUGUGUUUGGUUUAUACCUUUAACUAUGUGAACCUUGUUGAUGUUUUCUUAGCUACUACUUAAGUACUUCAAUUAACCAUUUCGAACUUUGGUAACCAAGUAUCUGGCAUGUUAAUAUAAUGUUAUCAACCUGUGCUUUUCAUCCA
Molecule: messenger RNA, 869 nt
Organism: Quercus robur (English oak)
Lineage: Eukaryota; Viridiplantae; Streptophyta; Magnoliopsida; Fagales; Fagaceae
Product: DNA-directed RNA polymerase V subunit 7-like
Exons: 2
Coding region: 172-702 (176 amino acids)
Biological process (GO): DNA-templated transcription; DNA-templated transcription initiation
Molecular function (GO): single-stranded RNA binding; single-stranded DNA binding
Source: RefSeq, a predicted model, not a curated record